AUGCACCUCCUUUUACAUGCGGCUGGAAUCCCCGAAUCUACGUCGGAGACGGUGACUGGAAAGCGUAAAAUUCCUCACGUCUCUCGGGUCAUCGGAGUUUCUAGUGCCAAGGGUGGUGUGGGAAAGAGUACUGUCGCUGCAAAUCUUGCCUUAACCUUUCAAAAUGCCUUAAUCGGCCUGCUGGACCUUGAUAUCUUCGGCCCCUCUGUUCCAAAGUUACUUGGACUAGAAGGUGCUGCCAAAAAGCUGCUCCCCUUUCGAUCUCAAGGAAUCUACGCGACGUCCAUGGGGUUCCUUGUGACUCCAGCAUCAACCGAUGAAUCAGAUGUAGCUAUAGUAUGGAGAGGUGCUAUGGUACAAAAAGCAGUCCAGCAAUUGCUGUUUGACGUGGAUUGGCGAGCAGAGGAGGCCAAACCGUUGGAUCUCCUCGUUAUUGACAUGCCACCGGGGACUGGAGAUGUUCAACUAACACUGGGCGAAUUAGUGAGCGUAGACGGAGCGGUGAUUGUCACCACCCCGCAACAGCUCUCCCUGGCCGAUACUCGCAAGGGGAUUGCAAUGUUUCGCAAAGUUCAUAUCCCAAUUCUAGGCAUCCUCCUCAACUAUGCCUACUUCACCUGUCCCAACUGCAGCGACAAGCACUACCUCUUCGGGUCGUCAAAAGGAUUUUACGAAACGGCUGCUCGAUUGAAUGUCCCUGUUCUCGGGGAAUUGCCUCUAGCAUCCGGACUGAGUGAGAGUGCGGACGCAGGACGGCCCGUUUGCGGAUCGGAUUCGAAUGGGCAAGAGGAUCGCACAGGAGGCGAGCAAGCCGUCCGAAGAGUAAUGGCAAAUGCGGGGGCCGAGAUCUGGGAGCGUCUCUCACGCCCUUCUCCCUAAAAGUAUCUCUUGCUUCAUGAAAUCAAGAUACACAGAGGUGAUUAUUGCAGGCGUACCCUUAUACAACAAUGUUGGACAGUACAUUUUCGUGGUACUACAGCGGUCUGGACAGUCCAUCCCCAACGUCUACCGCAUCUUCAAUCUACAAACAGCCACAGCAGCUAGGCUCAGGAGUUACUCCAGACCGAAGCCCUCGAAGUCGAGGAAGCCCUCUCCCGCAUCUGCGUCCAUUUUCCGCAGCACUUGCACUUCAACGAUCCAACGGGUUUGCUCGUGUUCGUCUGAGUCCGUAUCGUCGUCUGCGUUGUCGUUCUCGGUUGGUCCGUUCCACUCCUGGUCAUAAGGUGGGUUGAUGGCUUUUUGGUCUGUCAGUUCGCACUUCUUCGAAUCCUCGCCUCCAAUCCGAGAUGUGAGUGACAUGCCAAUGGGGGCAAGCGGCAUAGCGGGUGCCGCCAACCCAGAAUCGACAGCUCCUUCCGCCUUGACUCCCUUCAUCCGAGCAACAGUAAACCCGACACCACCACCCACACUCGUCUGAGGCCCGAAAGGUGGUACUAACAACCCCUUCCCCCUCUCCCUCACCGCAUCUCUCUUCAUCCUUUUCGCCAUGGCCUUAAGCAGCGGGUCACCUCUAGGUUGUGAUAUCUGUCUCGCUUUCGUCCUCGCUGGCAGGGAUUCAACAGUCUGGUUCGAUGUGAUUGUGAGAGCUGCAGAUGAUGGUUGAGCGUUAGAUACGGCAGAGGCAGUGGAAGCGGUGUCUGAGCCGGAGCUGGCGGAGUCUUCAUCCGGGAGGGUGGCACUGUCUGAAAGGGGCGAGCGCUGCCCCACUGCGCCUGUACCAGGAAUAGGAACAGACGCAGGACGGGGCCCAGGAUGACUUCCGGCAAGAGUCUCUCGCUUUUUCAGCUUUAUCGCCAGCUUCCUGUCUCUCUUGUUUCCGGGUCCGAUUGCUGCUUUCUCGCUAAGGAGUGAAAUAUUGCUGCCGGUCGUGCCAGACUCCCAUUCGCGCCCCAGAGGAUGAUUAUACUUUCCCUGCCUCUUCAUUUGCAACUUCAUAUUGUCCGUCCCAGCUGCCGCAGAGGGUGAAGGACUCUGCACGGCCCGUACCCUUCCUGCGCCCUCAAUCCUGCCCAUAAGCACGGGGACCUCGAUUGCUCUCGAAAUCAAGACCGUGGCACCGAGUUCGUCGGCCAUGCGCUCCAACGUCUCGAGAGAUUCUUCCAAUUCGGUCUGUGUAAGCCCUACGAGCUGGCCAGAGUCCGCUACACCGAUCUCAUAGAUAGCUUGUCCGCCGCCUUCCAGGAGGCGCCAUUUGAGCUGUGUGACGAGUCGGGCGAAACGAUCAGGCGUCGGGGCGAUGAGCUUAAGCUUGUACUCGAUAUUCCCUUCCUCGACUUCCGGUACCAAGCGUGGCAUGACGAUUCCCUCAGCCCCCACAACUCCAGAGCUUCUUCUCCUCCCUACGCCUAUCCCGUCGUCGUCGUCACCAGCAGGCGCAAGGCUCAAGGAGCUGAACGAGCUGCUCAGGCUUUGGCUCAGCUUGUCACUGAAGGCGCCGAGUGCGGCAUUGAGGUCUAAUGGGUCGAUCUGAGGGGAUGUGGAAGCAGGGCGGAGGUGUGGAGAGGGAGAGUUGGAGGAAAGGGAAGGAGAGAGUGCGAGCCACGGUGAC
Molecule: messenger RNA, 2548 nt
Organism: Dacryopinax primogenitus
Lineage: Eukaryota; Fungi; Basidiomycota; Dacrymycetes; Dacrymycetales; Dacrymycetaceae
Product: P-loop containing nucleoside triphosphate hydrolase protein
Exons: 9
Coding region: 1-879 (292 amino acids)
Biological process (GO): mitochondrial respiratory chain complex I assembly; iron-sulfur cluster assembly
Cellular component (GO): mitochondrion
Molecular function (GO): ATP-dependent FeS chaperone activity; ATP binding; 4 iron, 4 sulfur cluster binding
Source: RefSeq, a predicted model, not a curated record